AUGGCGUUGCCCAGCACCGCAGAGCCUUCCCCCCUUAUGGCACAACCUCCAGCUGCCUCCGAGGCGACUUCUGCCCCUGUCUCUGGACCCCGCCCUCCAUUCUCCAUCCACGCGGAGCUACGUUCACUGCGCCACGAGAAGAAGAAUCAAGACCUGCACCGCCUACCUCCUGGGACGACGGUACGGCGACGUCCGAUCAACCACGCACCGGUGGCGGACAUCCACGCGGGGGCGCAGGUGCCGAAGUGUGUGUACGUGUCGCGGCAGACGCCGGUGAUCGCGGCGGUGAAGCGCGUGAAGAAGAUUCUCAGGGAGAUUGAGCGGAGGGCGGUCAGGGAGGCUCUUGAAGGAGGUGGUGGACGUGGCGAAAAGGGGCGAGCGCGGAGGACGAUUGGCGGCGGCGGCGGAGGAGGAGUAGUGGCGCAGGGUGUUUCCAAGGUCAAUGAGGUGCUACGCCGCGACAGAGAGGAGGUGCUGGUCAAGGCGAGCGGAAGGGCGAUGGAGCAGGCGCUACAGGUCGCUGAAUGGUUCCGGAGUAAAGAAAAGGAGGUCCUGUGUGAUGUCGUGGUUAGGACCGGGAAUAUCAGUGUGGUAGACGAUAUUAUUGAGGUGGAAGGGGAUGAAGAAGUGGGACAAAAUACUAGUGAGCUGGAGGUGGAACGCAAGGAGGACAAUGAUUCUUCGAAGAUCGAGUGUGGAGAGAGUACGUUGGAACUCAUUGGGGAUACGACAACAACAACGGUCCUGCGAAGCUCGGAGCGAUUGACGGAGAGUCAGAAGGAUAACGAGGAUGUGUCGAUGAUAACGAUCGGCGAUCAGUCCCAGCCUACGUCAAAGAGCAGGAAGCGGAAGAGGAAGAAGAAACCAAUGUAUGCCGCCGAUGAUGUGCCUGAAGCACGGUUACGUUGGGUCAAGACUAUUGAGAUUGCAAUUUCGUUGAAGGGAUAG
Molecule: messenger RNA, 948 nt
Organism: Exophiala aquamarina CBS 119918
Lineage: Eukaryota; Fungi; Ascomycota; Eurotiomycetes; Chaetothyriales; Herpotrichiellaceae
Exons: 1
Coding region: 1-948 (315 amino acids)
Biological process (GO): rRNA processing; nuclear-transcribed mRNA catabolic process, RNase MRP-dependent; tRNA 5'-leader removal
Cellular component (GO): nucleolar ribonuclease P complex; ribonuclease MRP complex
Molecular function (GO): RNA binding
Source: RefSeq, a predicted model, not a curated record